Macrobrachium nipponense is the source of this 637-nucleotide messenger RNA. RefSeq lists its product as uncharacterized. The record is from RefSeq and is a predicted model, not a curated record. NCBI's taxonomy places the organism in Eukaryota, Metazoa, Arthropoda, Malacostraca, Decapoda, Palaemonidae. The transcript has 4 exons. The coding region runs from base 88 to 420 and encodes 110 amino acids.
UUCUCUCAUCUGUGAGACAACAGAAGGAGACUUGAGACGUCUAAAAUCAGCAUUUGCUCAGUAUCUCGUCAGGAAACUAAAGCAAUAAUGGCAGUGUGCAAGUUGUUGAUGUUGGCCAUGCUGGUGGGCACCGCCAUGUCUGCCGCCUCUCCCCACCUUCCGCGCCCUCGACCUACGCCCAUUCUCAAACCGGAACCGGUCUGCAACAAUUGGUGUGGCACCCCUCCAAACCUUACAUGCUGUGACCGGAAGUGUCCUGUUGACAAUCGCCCCAUCUUUGAAUGCAACCGACCUCAGGCCCAAGGAGCUGCUGCUUCUAUCUCUGGUCCAAGUCGUUGUGAGUCUGAUAGCGAAUGCAGUGGCAACGCCCUUUGUUGCUGGGACAGCUGCCUUGCAUACAAGAAGUGCACCAAUGUCUGAGACCCACCGCUAGGACCCCAGAAUGUCCAGAGUAGUGCUGGAUAAUAUAUUGACUGUGGCUGUUCUCAGUCAGAAGUCAGAAAUGAGUUCCUUUCAUAUGUUAAUUCAUUUAUUUUUCAACUUCAUGUUUUGUUGUAGCAGUUUCACUUUUUGUGAUUUUAUUGUAAUUUGUUAAAUAUUGGCUUACGUUCAUAUUUAAAUAAACUAUUUGUUACAA